AUGCCUGUGCAAUUUCAGCUGGGUCUGGAGCUCACCAAUAUUGUCAAUCCCAUCAGCCAAGCCCUGUCAGCACUCGGCUCCCUGGCUCUGGUUGACGCCAUCAAAAAAUCGGGCUCAGACUUCAUUACAGAAAUUAAGCUGGCCAACCUGAUCGGAAGGCACCGCAUCGAUCCCGUUAUCAAAUUCCAUUUUCGGGAGAUGGUUGCCAAAUCCGAUCAGAGUAUUAUAUCGAGAUAUCUGGACAUCAUCAUGGAGUCUGGAAGUGGACCAACGGUCCAGGAGGCACUGAAAAGUCCCCCUCUUUUCUCAAUGGUCAUUCAGCUCUCCGGACUGGCCUUUGCGCAUCAAGAAGAGCCUCUGGCAAACGCCAUUGUAGACGCGAUCGAAAAAAUUGUACAGGAAUCAAAUGGCGACUUAGGGAUCGUGCCGGACUAUGUGUCGCUACUGGGGACAAUUCGAGCUUGCCAACAGCAGACGGCAGCAUUCCGAUGGGCGUAUCUGUACGAUGCAGCCGAGGACAAGAUACACGAGGCUUUGGACGGCCUUAACAACCAGUUUUCGAACACACAGUUCAAAGACCGCUCUUUGCCGGUUGCUGUAUUGCAAGGGUUGCUAAUGUGGUUGCAAUCCUUGCAGAGCUUCCCAGAGCACAGACUCUUGCAUCUGAGAUGUGACACUGGAAUCAGUACCGUGGUCGUAUGGUGUCACCACAUCCUUGGCCUGAGUUUGAUGAUAACGAUAAAGGGAACCGAAAUUCGCUUUGGCGAUGCGCCAUAUAACGUCGUGGUCGAAGAAAGCCAGAACCAGAAGGCUAGUGUAUCGCUGAUGGAUCCUCUGGACCCACAGGAACCUCUGUUCACUUUGCAGAACGACGAAAACAGUACGGGGACUAGCUAUGAACAUCGAGCAGAAGCUUACGGAUACGGUGCGAAGUAUCUCCAAAACGCGAAGCUGUCCUCCCAGGAAGUGCAGAGAGGCGCGCAAUGGGUCAUAUCUCACAGCGUUAAAAUAUGUGGAGCUCCUCCUGCUUCGAACUUUCACGCUCACGUCUUCAACCCACGUUACAUCGAUGAAGAUAGACUACUGACUGCUGGCCGAUUUCUGUUCGCGCUCGAUCAGGUCAUUACAGCUCCUAGUGACAACUCGGCCGAUAUGGGCGAGGAUAUACCAGCUUGGCAAGGCUUAAUGACAAGUUUCCAAUGGCUCGCUCUUGUAUCUAUCGUCAUCACGUUUGCCCGGAUCCGUGAAGAUGACCUCGUGAAGUGUAAGGAGAUGCCACUUGCCCUGAAUAAUCUUCCCAUGCUUCCGACCGAGCUGGUCAGAAGAUUCGAACGCAAGGAUCCCGAGGUAUUCUUAGAUUUGUUAGGGUCGUUCGACAUCCUAUCUUACCUGCUGUUAGAUCGCCGUAUGGGUAAUGACGCCUAUGUCAAACCUGCUGUUCUUCUGAGUGCGUGGGGCUGGAGUAUCUUUCUCGACUCGAUGGAUUCCGAUGAUCCUUUUGACGUGCCUGUUGACACACUACGAGUACUGCGCGGAGUUCCUUCUCGCCGAGGCUUCCGUAGGACUCGGAUCAUCGAUGGACCACAGAGUAUCUUGAUGCUCCCAGAUUUGCAGUCUUUGAGUAACAGUAGCCUUCGUGUAUAUUCACCACCAGGAGUAAGCAGGGCGGAAAAGGGCGUCACUCUUGUCGGCCAUCUUGCCGAUGCAUUUCAGGUCACACAACAGUUCACAUAUCACCAUUUGCAUGGCCCCCCAACGUACACGUAUGGAUUCCGGAAGAUGACGGAAUGGUCCGUGAGGUCUAGCAGACUUUCUCCCUGCCAAUGCGACAAGCCCAAAUCGGAGUAUUUCACUUUGACACCCAAACACACGGCCUCGUCAGCGAGCAAGAUUGCCCUCAUCGACAAACUUUUCGAACUGAAGGAUAGUCCCGUAGACAGAGCUACGCCGCCCGACGCAACAAACAACCCUUCCCAAUUUUCAGACUUGGAAAGAGUCUUCGCCACCAAGGAUCGCAAAAGAUACUUCGUCUACGUCUCCGACAACCCCGCCGCACGGUGGCUCCAGCUCGAUACCCUCUACAGUCACUGCGGACCCGAGAACCUGGUAGGCGGCGCAACCGAAUUACUACGUCGCGCUGGGCGGUCAAAACACCUGCCCCGAAUGCGCGAGAAGAGUUUUUUUUUAUAA
Molecule: messenger RNA, 2190 nt
Organism: Letharia columbiana
Lineage: Eukaryota; Fungi; Ascomycota; Lecanoromycetes; Lecanorales; Parmeliaceae
Exons: 2
Coding region: 1-2190 (729 amino acids)
Source: RefSeq, a predicted model, not a curated record